AUGUUGCAUCUGAAAGAUACCGUGCGGAACAAUGUCAUUGCCGUUGUGGGAGAAUUUGUCGGGACCUUCCUGUUCUUGUUCUUUUCCUUCGCGGGCACUCAGGUGUCCAAUACGCCCAAGCCGGUGGACGGUGCUCCGCCGAAUACCUCAAACUUGCUCUAUUCUUCCUUGUCAUUCGGAUUUUCCUUGAUGGUCAACGUCUGGGCCUUUUACCGUGUGACGGGCGGUCUCUUCAAUCCAGCGGUCACCCUGGCCCUAUGCCUCGUGGGCGGCCUGUCACCCCUCCGUGGGGUCCUAGUCUUCGCGGCUCAGAUUGUGGGCGGCAUUGCGUCGGCAGGUGUGGUCAGCGCCCUGUUUCCAGGCGACUUGAACGUUGGAACCCGUCUGGGAGGAGGCGCCUCCAUCUCGCAAGGGCUGUUUAUUGAGAUGUUCCUCACCGCGCAACUUGUCUUUGUGAUCAUCAUGUUGGCGGUGGUGAAACACAAGUCCACCUUUCUGGCUCCGGUCGGAAUUGGUCUAGUCUUCUUCGUCACGGAAAUGAUUGGCGACUACUAUACCGGCGGCUCCCUCAAUCCCGCGCGCUCUCUCGGCCCGGACGUCAUCAACCGCAGCUUCCCAGGCUAUCAUUGGAUCUACUGGGUUGGCCCAUUGCUGGGUUCCUUAUUGGCAUGUGGCUUCUUCGGUCUCUUGAAGAUGAUGGAAUACCAGACUGCCAAUCCCGGACAGGACUAUAACGAGUGGGAAGCCAAGAACGGCCCCGGAUCCUUGGACGUGCCGGCGAACCGACCGUCGGUCCAAUUCUCUGACACGUCCACAUUAAACCACGGGCAUUCGCCAACGAAUGGCCAUGGCGCGCAACCGCAACCCGUCAACGGUGCAGAGCAGGUUUGA
Molecule: messenger RNA, 891 nt
Organism: Aspergillus bombycis
Lineage: Eukaryota; Fungi; Ascomycota; Eurotiomycetes; Eurotiales; Aspergillaceae
Product: aquaporin
Exons: 3
Coding region: 1-891 (296 amino acids)
Biological process (GO): transmembrane transport
Cellular component (GO): plasma membrane
Molecular function (GO): water channel activity
Source: RefSeq, a predicted model, not a curated record